AGAAAGACUACACAGAAAAAUCCAGAGCAGAUAUCAAAGAAGGUCUUGGGUUUUAGAGAAACAAGUACAGAGAGACUAGCAGACGUCAAAACUAAGAGCAGACGUGAAGCCGAAACUGACGAAGAGGAAACGGAAUGUGGAUCUAGUGAUUCUACAAGUAUGGGUUCAGGUGCAUCAAGGGAUGGAGAGGUUGUGGAUGAAGACCCUCAGUAUGCCCAGAAGUCGAUGGCGCCGAUAUCGGGUCAUAGGUUACCCACGGGAAGCGGGGUCCAGUCGAGAUCGCAGACGUCCAUGCAUCCUAAGGGUUCGUCCAUCAGUCGCAAUCUGUCGAGGUCUCUUGUACAGACACCAGGACCAUCCAGAAGCAUGGAUCAGAGCACCGUGUCAAGGUUUAUUGAUGGUUAUGAAGAAGCCAUUGUGAAUGUCUCGCGAGGAGGAUUUUCAAUGCAAGAAAUAACCAUCAUGGAGGGCCAGGUUGUCACUUUCAGAUGGGACGAAAUAAACAGUUUAAAGAUUAUACAGGUUGUGUCUGAUGGAGAAAAGCUGAGGCCUGUGAUUGGUGGUUACGUAGCAACCGGAGACGAAUGUAACGGAGUCUUUCAUCAACAGUUCAACCUGGAGGGGGAAUACAAGUUUGCUGUCUACGGCCAGCGUUGCACGCCACUGAGUGUGAUCGUGCGGCGCCGGAUGGACCUGCAGGCCGAAGUGACCGAUGACGGCUUCAACCCGGAGCUGAUCUACAUCGACCAGGGCCACGCCGUCAAGUGGCUGUGGAAGAACUGCAUGAUGCCACACUACAUCCAGGAGGUCGUGUACUGCAUCGACAGAGGGUGCUUCAAGAAACAGCCAGCCAAUACAAGUGUGGUGGCUACAGUUUCUGGAAGCUAUCGGCAUCAGUUCAAUAAACCAGGGAUGCAUUUCUUCCAAACGGAGAGCAAGGAGAUGGGCAAGUCCAACAUGUGUAUUGUUCACGUCAGAGAGGCUCAGAGAGAACACAAGAUAGAGGUUCUAGAUCGAUCCUUCCAGCCCAUGAUCCUGUUGAUAGAGCAGGGAGACCGAGUCUGGUGGCACUGGGACAGAUCCAGGUGUAAGAAGUCUCACAGUGUGUAUCAGAUCGACCCACCGGGAGAGGACCACGAUGAUGACCUCUACAUGCCAACAAAAGAUGGAUUUCGAUGGUCUAUACCUAGUAAACAAGGUUUUCUAAGUCAUGAGUUCCACCGUCCAGGCGUGUACUAUUUCUCGGACCAGAACUUUGAGGAAACAGCAGAAUACAUUGGCACGAUAAUUGUGAAACCACGGCAACAGGAACAUUUUGUCGAACUCAAGCAAAAGGGAUUUAGCCCAGAUCUGGUGUAUGCUAACACUGGUGACCGAGUCUGGUGGACGUGGGACGGAGAUGCCAUUGUGGAUAUUCAGGAGAAUCUUCUUAUUCUGGAAGACGACAAAUGUCUCAACCCGGUUGCUAGGAAACAGAGUGCCGAGGGAGAAGAAUCUUUGCAAGUGCUGGAUGAGAACUCAGCAUCUCUGUUAACGAAAGUCGGCAUGGCAACCACACAGUUCACAACAAUUGGUGUUUACCAUUUCCGCAUCGCGGAUACCGGAGACAUGUAUUCAACAUGUUCCAUCAUCGUCAAUCCCGGACCAAAGAAUCAUACUGUACAUUUAACUGACAAUGGGUUUGAGCCAAAGGUAUUGACAGUACGUCCAAAUGACAGAGUGUGGUGGGUGUGGCAGAGCUGUAAGAAACAACAUAACAUUGUACAGGUGUCUCAUCAAGGAGUGCCCAUCAACAAUGGCUUCCACAGUGGGCAGACACGAGACAGUCCGUCAGCGUUCUACUUCCAGUUUGUCACUCCAGGAGUUUACUACUUUAUCAGCGCAAACCUUCCAAAGAUAUUUGGAGCAAUUGUUGUCUCUACACAACCACAGGUUCAUGAAAUUGCCGUCAGCUCACAUGAGAUAAAACCGGACCCAGUAACAAUACAAAUGAAUGACAUCGUCUGUUGGGCAUUCCGAGGCCCGCGCUCACAUGGUGUGGUUCCCGUGGAAACGGUUGACCAGUUACUGGACGCACAGUUUGCAGAGAAAACUGUAACACCAAGACGGUGUAUCGCUGAAGCAAUACGAAGAACUGGAACUAUGCAUUUCUACAGCAAGUCUUUCCAAAGUCGCAAAAAAUCUCAUGGUCACAUGGAUGAAUCGAGAAUGAGCAGUGUUAUCUGUGAUGAGAGGUUUGACAACGCUGUCAUCCGUAUUGACAAAAAUGGCUUCCACCCCUCAACUCUGUACAUACAAAAGGGCCAGAGUGUUUUAUGGACCUGGAAGGGGACUGAUCAACAACACAAUGUCAUCCAUGUGAACUCUCCAGACAGUGAGCAACCAUUGAAUGUGAUCCAAGGAGCUCAGUCAUUUAACAGUGGGAAACCUGUGCCAAAUAAUUCCUUCCUGUACACCUUUGACGAAAAUGGAACAUUUACAGUCGCAUCCCAGGGUGCACCUGGAUAUUCAUGCACAGUGAUGGUUCUCGAUGUUGCUCCCCGGGCCUCAGAGCCUUACAUCAAGUCUGAACAAAAUGGCGGAACACUGAAUCGAAAUGUUCGAAUCUUCCUAGCCAGUGAAACAGAGGGAGCUAGUAUUUACUACACAACUGAUGGCACAGCCCCAGCAGAGUAUUCACACACAACAAAGAAAUACAAGCCUGACCAAGGAGUUGUGUUGAGAGAUUCAGGUCUCAAUUUUGUGCGAGCUAUUGCAGUUGCCGAGGGCUACCUGACCAGUCACAUCUUCACGUCAAAACGUUUCUGGGUGUUGAAGGACCUAGAUGGAGAAGGGGACAAAGUUUCUGAUGAAUCUGGACCUGAAGAACUAGACGGCAAGACACCAUCGUCGGGCAAGCAGUGGAACUGGUGGAACUGUAAACCCAAACUGAAGGGCUGUUUUACCAACCCUGGAGUCAUGGAGAUCUUCUGGGAACUACCACCAGAUGGCGCUCAGUCUCUCGUCAAAGGCUACCAGGUUUUCCUCAAUGGUGUCUCGUACUGUGAAAUGUUUCCUCGCACCAACAACAGUUUAAACAUCAGUGGGCUGGCUGGAGGUCGUACGUACGAGGUGUUUGUCAAAGUCUAUCCCAGUGACCCAUCACAAUCCGACCUAACUUCCAACAAGCUUAUGAUGAAGUGCCCAGUCCUGAACCCUGAUGGAGGACCAGUUAUCUCCCUUGAAGUGUCUGAGAAACCAGAUUCCCUGUCAAUAGUGUGGAUGUCAAUUGACACAGAAGAAAGACCUGUGGAUGGUUAUAUUGUGUACCUCAAUGACCAACAGUGUGGUCCCAAGCUGGUGCCUGAUCCUGACUCGAACCGCUGUAAGGUUGUUAUUGGAAGCUGUGAUCUGCACAAGAUGUACAAAAUACACAUCAUGGCUCUCUUCAGACAGUCUGACCACACGAGAAUGUCGAAUGUGCUGGAGGUUGAGCUUCCCCUGGACACACAGAACAUAACGCUGCCUCCUAAAGACCAGCGCUGUGACGACGAUGAGAUGUACUCGGAGUACGUUGAGCUUCAUGAGGGCUCGGGAUAUCUCCCCAGCAUGGAUGAAGAAAUUCCACAAAAGUCACGGAACAAGAUUGUAGAGGUUGAGACAAGAGACCAGGGUGUGAUGACUGAUGACAACUACGAGAAAGCGACCCAGACUCCACGCGGUAGAAACAUCAAGCUGAUUGGCCGACGUAAUCGACUGAACGGAGAAGUGGAGUACCUGCCCAUCAGCAUUCAGCAGGGCGAUUCCAGCAGCAGUGAGUCAGAGGCAGAGAGCGGUGAAGAGGUGUAUGGCAGUGACGAUGAUGACGAUGACAACAGAGACCGAAAUGUCGUCAUUCUUGAUGUGGCCAAAGACCAGACGCGGGACUACUCGGACAGGUUCGGUAAACCAGAUAAACGCAGUAAGCGCGGUCGUAAGAAGCAACACCAGCAUGGUGACCAGGACGAUGGUGAUGAUGGUGUUGUGAGGACCAGGCCGCUGGGUAAGCCGCCGACCGGCAGGACGCCGAGAACAAAGCAGUCGAACGUGAUCGUGGAGGUCCAGCAGGUAGUGGAGUUAGAUGUGGUUCAGAAGACGGCCACGGACAGAGAUGAACUCAUCCACAAACUGGCCGUCCCAGCAACCAAGGAAGACACUAUGAAACAAGUCGGGGAGGGAGAGUUUGUUCUUGGUGAUGGUGAUGGUAUUCUCCCAGCACCAUCCAUCAUGGUUGAGUCUCAUGGCAAGCAUGGGGUCAAGGUCAUGUGGCAGUUACCAAAGCAACCUGACCCUGAAUAUCAGCUGAUUCUCUACGUUGUGAAUGUUGUGGGCACCAAGUUCACGAGUGAAACGAACAGCGACAUCAGUUUUGAGUGUAACCUGGUGGAGAAGGAGAAACCAGUGCGGGGCGUACAGCAUUGCUGGAACAUCCAGGGCAAAGAAAAGUGUGUUGUCAAGGGCCUGGUGGCAGGGCUUACAUACAGGAUCUACGUGAUUGCCAACUACAACCUGAUGCAUGGACAGCAGCCGUGUGAGGUGCAGACAUCAUCGUCCGUGAUCUACUACACCACACUGGGGCCGCCCAGACCACCUAAAGUCAAGGUCGUGUCAGUAGACUUGUACCAGGCAUGCAUUGAGUGGGUCCCACCGUCGGUCCACUCCGACAUGAAACUGAAGGGCUUCCAGAUCUACGUGGACAACAAACCGCUCGGCGCUAUCCGCAGCAGUGACGUGCAGCAGAUGAUAGUCAACAACAUGAUACCAGGAAAGACAAUAAGUGUUUAUGUUGUUGCUGUGACCUCACGUGCCAACCAGGAGAGUGAGCCGUCUAAAACGAUCCACUUGAGUUGUCCUCGACGUCCACCAGUGGUCAGCAUCAGCCAGCAGCCAUCGUACAAGAAGGGCUGCGUCCUGGUGGCCUGGGACAAACCUCACAACUUUGUGUCCAGCUCCAAUGAAGAGGCCAUAUCUCUGUACAGUAUUUACGUAGACAGUCGCUGGCACGGCGAGGUCAAAGCCAACAAGAUGUGUGACCAACAGGGCUACCAGUUCUUCCUCACGGACCUGUCUCCAGGCAACAGCUACGACAUCUCAGUGAAGGCGAUAUCGGGCACGCGCCGCAUUGACUCCGAGGCACAACACGUGUUCUGUCUGAGUGACAGCGGCAUGUCGAACGUCCUGUCCGUGAUGGCGCCUGCGGCUCCCAAGUCACCCAAGCUGAGACUUGAGGGUCUCCAUCCAGGAGGAAUUGACGUCACCUGGCAGGUGCCGCAGCAGUUCGGAGAUGCGUGUAUCUCGGGUUAUCAAAUGUUGAAGAAUGGUAAAGUGUACGGGUCUAUCAUCCCGCCGGAUGUGAAUAGUUUACGAAUCAGUGACGUCUCUCUCGGGGAGAAACUCAGUCUGCAGCUGAUAGCCCUGACGGAACACCCAGUCGGGAAAGACACACGACAGUCACUUGACUUGGAGAAGGAUUCUGGGAUUGAUGGGGUCAGUCAGCCGGACGAGAAGCCAGUUUCGGCAAGCACAAGCCGAAUAUCAAACAAAUUCAUAACCUUUGAUCUUAACGGCAUUCUGACUUCUGAUUGGCCAACAGUGACCAAGGAUAUUUUCACGGGUGACCGCUACACGGGAUGCAAGCCGGGCCAGCCACUGGUGGUUCACUACACAGGACUGGUGCAGGCGCCACUGGAAGUCUGGUGUGAAAUGGUGUCCGGACACUCAGCUCUGAUUGUGUGGAACACCGAACACUCCAGCAAGGCUCACUUCGUGCGACCGGACUGCUACCAGGUGACGUGGUGGCCGGGUGACACGGCGCAGGAUGACAUCAACAGCGACAGCACCGAGGAGGAUCACCUGCUGAUCACCAACCUGAGGCCAUGCACGGCGUACACCGUGAUCGUGGAGGCGAGGAAGAUGGAGAAAUACACAGACAUGGAUGAGGGAUCAAGUAUGAAAGAGACCCCAGAUGGACUCAAUGCUUUUAUCCUGACCGCCAAAUCUGAGCAACUAGCUAUCAAGACCGCCAGUCCUCCAGACCCCCCGCGGAACCUGGGGGUGGUUGCCACCACAUGUAACAGCCUCAAAGUAGCCUGGGAUCAACCACUAGAGCAUGGGGUGGAGGUCAUUGGUAUCCACUUGGAGUGUAUAUCUCUCAACACUAACGACCCUCACCAUAUCAACGUGGACGUGAUGCCUGAUUCUAAAGAUGCCAGCAUUGAGAACCUGCAUGAGAAGACCGACUACCUGAUCCGAGUGAUUGCCGUCACCGAGGAAUACUUCGACCGUCUUCCGGACAAACACCGACACAAACGCCUGCACGCCAUUCCCAGAGACUCUAUCAUAUCCCCCGAUGACUCGCCCUGGCUGCCAAACUCUAGUGUCUUAGCAAAAACGGCUGGCACCGAACCUCCGGCCAACCUGAAGGUCGUCAAGGCAACGCGUACCUCGUUGACCAUAUCGUGGACUCCACCACUGGUUUACGGGUCCAACAAGCUCCAGAGUCAGAUUGUGCGGUGGGCGGACCUGAAGCGGAACCAGCACAAGGAUGAGGACCUGGUCGUGGCGAGUCACGUGAACCUGCUGGCUACCGAGGACUCCCUUGUGAUUGAGGACCUGUCCCCCGGGGUCCAGUACCGCGUGGUCGUCGAGGCGAUAGUCAGCAUCAAGACGUCGCUUGACCGCGAGAAGUGGGACUCGGGGAUUGAGAAGUACCGGAGAACGGCCCAUGUGAUGUCGGCUCCUCUGUUGGCUCGGACUAGGGCUCCUAUAGAACCUCCUCAAGUGCUGGUGAUGUCGUACACCGAGAACACUGCCAAUCUCUACUGGGAGAAGCCGCAGCUGAUGUCCCUUGUUGGAAAGGAUGAGGAAGGGAACCCAGAGUAUCUGCGCCGGUACCUUGAGGGUUACAAGCUGGAGGUGAAUGGAAAGCUGCAGUGCUGUCUUGGUCCGUCGGCUCAGAGCUGCACGCUGACCAAGUGCCGGCCCGGCAAGCUGUAUGAGGUGGCCCUGGUGGCCAUGACCUGUACAGAGGAGGUGAAGAAACAAAGGAAAAUGAGGUACAGAGGAUUUUUUAAGAACACCGACCCCCAGGACCUCGACUACACUGCUAUCUUACAGGAUGAGGAUGACCUUGACGAGUCACCUUCAGACCCAGUAGAGGUCAUCCUCCCUAGACACCAGGAUGGUUUCCUGUCGACCCUCACUGCCGAGUUUGAGUACCAGGCCGAGCGUGACAACAAGACAUUCGGUGAUGUCAUCGUGUCGUGGACAUGUCAGGGUGGACACACAAACCUCCUCAAGCAGUUCAGCAUCGUCUGGUACUGCCAGGACGACCGGGUCAUCCAGACACGAUACGUCAACCCCGAGCAGACAUCGUGCACCAUUCCCAUCACACGCAUCAAGUCUGUGUACAACAUCACCGUGGAACCAGUCUACUACACCGACGUGAUAGCUCAGCCAAUCCAGAGUGUACAGAUCAUGAUUCCCGGCCCGCCGGACGCCCCCGAGAUCUUCCUCAAAUCAGUCGAACCAGAGGAGUUCAUUAUUGAGUGGGGGGAACCCAAGCUGUUCGGUGGAGUCAAGAUUAAAGCUUACCAGGUGUAUCUGAAUGACAAGAAAGCCGGCAAUGAACUGAGCAGUUCUCACAGAAAGGCUGUUAUUCCAUGUAGAGCUAACAGGACAUACAAAGUGCACCUCGUCGCCCUCAGUUCUAACGCACAGUUUGGAGAUUCACCAAAGUCAAACACUUUACUAAUAAACACCUCAACGGGCUCUCCCCGCCCGGGGGACAGUAUGUUAGAAGACUGGUCCUCGGUGGAUGAGCACGAGAUCCCUCUGAAAAUCACCAAGGUUACGGAGAACUCCAUCACACUAGACUGGUCCGGCUUCCUUGACACAGAAGGUGUAGCAUACUACAAGAUUCAGUGGAGCAGUGUGGCACAACCGGCUCAAAGAGAGGUGCGUUUAUCGGAAAAAGACUCGAACUGUGUGAUCAAUAAAUGUCUUCCGGGAACGACUCACUUCGUGCGACUCGUGGCAUGUAAGGACGAUGGUCAGAUCGUUGACAAGUCCAAGCAGCUGACCAUGCAGACCUCGGCUCCACCCGACUCCCCUGUCGUGUCAGUCAGAGCCUGCAACUUCCGGUACAUCGCGGUCCAGUGGGACAAAGCCAACACAUAUGGUGAGGCGCUGGUCACCGGCUACAAGGUUUACGUGAAUGGCAUUGUGGAGGCCGUGCUCACCAAGGACCAGCUCAACUACACCUACACCCACGGCAAGUGGUGCCAUGAGUAUGCCUUCCAGGUCCAGGCGCUGACCGCGUGUGAGCGACUCAACAGCAAGCCGUCAGAACCGCUGAUCAUCCCGUGGCCCGGGGCAAAGGCGCCAGCGAUCUACCGGAUACCGUCCGUGAGCAGCUCGUCGCUCAGAGUCGGGUGGGAGGAGCCGUACGCGACGGAGGGAGUCAAAGUGAAGCACUAUAAGCUGUGUUGUGUUGAAGAGGACACUGAGAAGGUGAUACAGAGCAUUGGUCCGAUUCACCCCGACACCCGCGAGGCCGAGUUCAAACACCUCAAGAAGGGAAACUACUGUGUCUACCUCGAAGUGCAUCUAUAUGGUACGAGCGAUGUGGUCAGGUCAGACAUGAUCCGUAUGCAGCCCGCCCUCUCCCCCGACCCCCCUCAUAUCACCGCAACGAUAGUCGGGUUGGAGGAGCGGAGACAGAUUGAGAAAUUUACCUGUGAUCUCGUUAACAAGAGGGACAGGUUAAUCCGAGCUGUGGGCCACAAACUGAAGAAAAUAGGAGCUUUGGCUCACCCUGUUAGAGCUGAAAAAAGUGAGGAUGUCAUUCUUGGAGCUCACACCCUGACAAGAGUAGAAGAAAUGUUAGAAGAUUGUUUUAAUGCUCUGGAAAACUAUACAGGUCAGCUGAUAGCUCACGUGAGCUGGCAGUGCACACAGAGGAACCCAGACAUGCUAGUCACGGGAUACAAGGUCCUCAUUGACGGCAAGCAGUACGGAAAUGCAAUGCAUUCUGGGAUCAAAACUGUUCGCAUCAAGCUUGGACUGGAGCAGCCGAGUUACAAGUUGGCUAUGGUGUCUCUAAGUGACAAACCUCAGGGAGCGUCAGAAGAAUCCAACAUCGUGGAGCUGUUGUCGACACCGUUCAAGCCGUUUGUCUUCUACUGCUACCACGCCAUCCACAACAAAGAUAAAGUAUGGCCCCAGUAUGGUUGCUGUAAGUUCCAAGAUUCUAUUGGCUACGAGAGACAGGUUGGCAAGAAGUUAGCCAAUCAGGGCAUGCUACAGAAACAUGUCCCCCCACCGUCCUGUAGUCUGCUGGACAUUUUUGACGGAGAAUACAAACCCUUGAUGAACUUCCACAGAAGACAGCAUCCCACAAUUCUUUUGUUCUGGACGCCAUGGUGUCUGUCAUCGGGAAAUCUAAUGACACACUUCACAAGAUUUGCCAGAGAUAAUGCUAAAGAGGUGAAUGCUGUGGCCGUUACCUGUGGACUGUCGGCUAUCGGUGCGGCGGAGAGGAAGUCUCUGAUCCACACUAUCACGUCAAAUGGCUGGAGGGAAGACGGCGUGGUUUGGCAUGUCACCAGUGAGUGCGCGUCUAGCAUCUAUGAAGCAACAAACAACAUCCUCAGAACAUCAGAAGGUUUGAGGCUAGAAAACCGAGCUGAACAGGAGCGUAAAGUGGAUUUGACAGAGCUGCUAGGAAUUGCUGGCGUCCCAACCUUUCUCUUCAUUCACCCUGAUGGUUACAUAGCCUGGCAUGGCCGUUACAGCGCCUUUGACUACGCGUCGUUCACGGCGUUCAUGCGUCACACGAUCAGCGAGGUGGUGGCGUCCCCGUGUCCUGUCUACAACUGUGACUGCUGUCAGAAUGACAUGGCCUUCGAUGAGGAGAUCUUCACCACAGGUAUUCUUUCACCAGAAAAUAGAAAUUCUUCGAAAAAUGUCACAAUUCGUAUUGGUGAGACGGAAGACAUCCCCCCACCGGUGACUGGCUCAAAACACAGUCCGACUCACGAAAUGAAAUACGCCGCCAUCAAUGGUUACACGGAAAACAUUGGCGGGACAGAGCGAGUCUUUCUACGACGCCGAUCAAGCCCGAACCGUUCGAAGAAGAGAACGAAAAUAACGGUUAACAUGCGCCCGUUCUCGGCCUCAGCGUCUUCGCUUCAGCUACACAACAGUCCGUACCUCGCCCGUCUGAGACCUUCCUCCCCCGUCAGGUCACGCAGCAGACCAUCCAGUUCAAAGAGACUCAAUUAUUACGUUUAAUGACCGAGAGAGGCUGAACAGUAAUGUUCAGUGAAAUCUUUGAAAAUCAGACUGAUAUAUCUAAUCUUUAAAAGAGAGAGAGGGAGACUUAACUUUUAUAUAUAAUCUUUAAAAGAGAGAGAGGGAGACUUAACUUUUAUGUCUAAUUUUUAAAAGAGAGAGAGAGGGAGACUUAACCUUUAGGUAUAGUAUUUAAGAGAGAGAGAAUUAACUGUUGUAUAUAAUCAUUGAUAAAAAAAAAUAUUAUGUGUAAUGUUUUGAGAAAGUCUGAACACAAAACCACACUCUGUAAACCAGAAUUUCCUCAACACAGCACAUUUUUUAUGGUCUCUUUUUAAAUAUCAGUAUACAACAGAACCUCUUUAAACUGGAUACCCCUUAAAACCAUUUUUAGUUGGUUCUGUGGGUGUCCAGUUUAAGAGGGGUUUUACUGUAUAAUCUUUGAGAAAGAGAGAAGGACUGAACUGUCUGACAAAGAGACUGAAUUAUGUCUAAUUUGACAGAAAAAGACUUAGCUGUUAUGUAUAAUGAUUGCCAAAGAGUUUAAAUGAAUUAAUGAAAUCAUUAACAGAAAUUUAGAUAUUAUAUAUAAUUAUUAUCAAAGAGACUAAACUGUUAUAUAUAAUAAUUGUCAGAGAGGCAUAACUGUUAGAUAUAAUCAUUGACAGAGAAUCAAAACUAUUACAUACUGUAAACAGGAUUAAUACUUUGAUGUAGGUUUUUUCACGAGCCAAAUUUACAAAAGGAUAUUUUCCCAAAUAGCUGUGUAUUUGUAAUCAUUGGGGAUAUAUGCCGGUGUUUGGUCACAUGAACAUGGUUUAUUUUGGCUGUAUUUUAAAACGUUUACAUGCAUUGAUAAACUUUUGUAAUUUGUCUGUUGAUUAUUUCUGCAUAUUUAUGCACUUCUCACUCAUGAACUGUAAGCUGUGUGCCACAAUUUUUGCCUUGUAGAAAUUUGUAAUUAAAGGAGCUUAAACAGGGAACUGAUUUAUACAUUCUAUAUUGGAUUAGUAUAUUCUGUUAAACACAUUGCACAUAUUGAGGUGUUUCUUCCAAAGCAUUUGACUCAGAAAGACAUCUGACAGAAGAUGCCAAUCCAUGUAUGAUGUCACAAUAAAGCAGACUUACCACAUACUACAAUUUUAUUGUGACAUCACUCAAAGAAAUAUAAUACAAUGAUGUAACAUCAUGCUAUUGUCAUAGGGUGACAUCCUUCAAAAACAAUAGGUCAUACUUUUGUCCUAUUAUGAUGUUAUUAUAAUGACAUCAUAAUUUUGUUCUAUUAUAAUAUUUCAAUAAUAUCAUCAUGAUUUUGUCAUACUAUAAUGUUACAAUCAUGACAUCAUGGUUUUUUCCUAUUAUAAUACAAUAAUGACAUUAUGGUUUUUUUCCCUCUUGUGAUGUUAAAUAAUAACAUAAACAUUUUUCCUAUUGUCAUAUGACAAUAAUGACAUUAUGGUUUCAUUCCUAUUAUGAGGUACAGUGACAUAGUGAUAUCGAACUAGCAAUAAUAUAUUUAAUUUUAAACCUUUCUGGAUUAUAUGAUCAACACUUGGUUUUUUUAUAUAUACGUUUCAAAAUUGAUCUCCAAACCAUUGUGUUAACGAUGUCAGAAAGCAUGCAUGUUAAGUAACUGAUGAUUUCAAUUGUUCAUACAAGAUCAAUUGCAAAUGCUUCACCUUUUAUUAUAUAUGAUGUUUAUAAUGGUAUUUGUGUAAUUUUCAAACAAGUAAGUUAUGUGGACAUUUGAGGUUAACUGUCAUACCUGCAAGCUGAUUUUGUUUUGUGCUGUGAAACCAAACAUUUUAAAAAUAUUAAUCAUAUUCUACAUUGAUUAUUUUUAUCACUGGAUAUGCAAUUAACCAGAAGUGUAUUUUUACUUGAAAGUAUUUUAAGUUUCCGUCCAAUUAGCUUGAAUUUACAGGCUUAAAGUAUUAUUAAUAUUAAAAUUUUAUUUCACCUUAUUUAUAACUACAUAUACAUGUAGUAGCAUUGUGUGAUAUUUCACAUAUUAUACUGUUGAAUAUUGAACUGUUUUUCACAAUACAGUUUUACAUAUACAUCUUUUUAUACCUACCAUCUGCUUUGUGCAUCAAGAUCCCUUUUAUCUGUGAUAUAUUACCAUUGUAUAUUAGUUUGAGGUAUGUCUUCAUAUAAAAUUAUAGAUAUUGUAUGUUCAAAAAUGUUAUGCUUUACGCCAAUGUGUGUUUUUUAAAUGUAUUUUAAAUGUUUAUCUUGUUUAAUAAGUUACAUUACAACACUACAAUGUGUGAUCAAACAUUCUCUAUCAUUACGGUACAUUACAACAUUACAAUGUGUGGUUACAUCAGUACUCUUUCCCUCCCCCCCCCCCCCCCCAAAAAAGAGUAAUAAGACCAAACCAAAUAAAUUUCUGGUCUCUGGUCAGCACAUGCGUCAAUUUUGACCCUCGCACAUCAACUUUUUUUCCCUGUGGUAUGAUGUCAUUUUUUGCCAUUCUUUUUUGCUAUGAUGUAAAACUGCAUUUGAAGCCAAAAUGCCAUUGCACAUGAACUAGGAUGUGCAUUCUGAUUUCAAUUUAAAUAUGCUCCUUAUUUCAGUAUCAAACAUACCCACCUUUUCUGUGUAAUCCAUGCUUAAAAUUAUUUUUUUUUAAUUAAAAAAAAUAAAUAAAGCUGCAUCGCGGCAUAAAUUCUGAAACUUUGGUCUGACCAGAGACUGACUUUUUUUUGCUUAAUAAUAAAAAAUUAAGUAAUUUACAAUCAACAUGUAUUUUUUAAUUGCAAUGAGAUAGAUGUUUGUUUUUGUUCAAUUUUUGGAACUGACAUUUUGUUGUGGGUUUUUCAUAAGCAUGUGUGUAUGAUACUGAUAUUGUUAAAAUAAGUUGACAUACAAACUGGAAGGAUGAUUUAUGAAAAAUAAUUAACUUGCUUAACUUUUGUGGGUAAGUAUUGUAUAUUAAGAAUCGUAAAACUGUAAUGUGUGUUUUGUGACAUUAAUAAUCAGUGGCGUAGCUAAGGGGGCAUGGGGUCAAUGCCCCUCUCACCCAAUCAAACAUUUUUUCUGUUCUUUACUGUAUUAAUUUUAUAAAAUUAUACAUAAAUAAUUUGAGUUGUCCCCCCCCCCCCCCCAAUAGUGGGUUGUCCCCCAAUAUGAAAUCCUGGGUACACCAGUGUUUAUAUUCUUAUUAUAAUUAAUCUAUAUAUUUGUUUCAUAAUUUUGUUAGUAACCAUAACCUGUAUGUCAUGUUAUUAAAAUCACAAGCUGUACUCUAAUUCCAUUGAUGUAACUAAUAAUCAUAAAUUAUAUAUUUGUACAUAAUCAACAUUAGUAUUCAUAAGCUUUAAUUUUAGUUGUAAUUAACAUUGUUAGUGAGUAUAUUUUAUAUCUCAGUCAUUUAAAUGGAUUAAUGUUCUUUUGUUUCAACAUUUUCUUAUAAUCUUAAAAAUUGAUUCCCACAAAUGAAAUAUUUCACACAAAACUGUUAAAACAGUUACACUAUAUAUGCAUUAUAUUAGCAUUUCAAGGUUAUAUACUAAUAAUAGUUACUGUAGUACUAUACAGCAUUACACAAUAUUAAAGCAUUCCACGUUUAUGUAUUAUAUAUAGUAUUACACAGCUAUGUAUUAUAAAGCAUCCCAAAGGUAUAUAUUAUUUAUAGCAUUUCACUAUUUAUGCAUUAUAUAUAUAGCAUAUCAAGUUUACACAGUUACUUUCUCUUGCAUAUGGACCAAAUUUAUACUGUAAUGAAAAUAUUUUAGUUAUUUAUUUAUAUGUUUAUUGAUAUUCAUAUUUGAUACAAGCUAUUUAAUAUUUUAGUACAACACAUAACAAAUAUCCACUGCUUCCACUUGCAAAUAAGAAACCAUCUGGGGGUUUUGUUACCAUUAUUAUUUAUUAUUAUUAUUAUUAUUAUUAUUCACCCUGUGAUACACUUUUCCCUUGGUAUUAAGCUGAAUAUUGUGAUUUGAUUUUCAAUAAUUCAAGUUUUCAUCAGUUAAAUGUGACAGGGAGCCCAAUCAAAAGUAUUGUUACAACUGGUUUGAUUAUGAUACUACAUUCUAAUUAGCCACAUGUUAUUUUAGAAUAUAAGCCAUUUGGAAGUUUGCUGUGAACUUUGUACUUCAACCGUUAUAAAUUACAACUGUCUUGUUAAUAAACUGUUGAUAUACCCA
Gigantopelta aegis is the source of this 14465-nucleotide messenger RNA. RefSeq lists its product as uncharacterized. The record is from RefSeq and is a predicted model, not a curated record. Gene Ontology annotation, molecular function: protein binding. Lineage: Eukaryota; Metazoa; Mollusca; Gastropoda; Neomphalida; Peltospiridae. The transcript has 61 exons. The coding region runs from base 160 to 10311 and encodes 3383 amino acids.